Alosa sapidissima (American shad) is the source of this 3596-nucleotide messenger RNA. It is a transcript of the gene foxp1a, whose product is annotated as forkhead box P1a. Lineage: Eukaryota; Metazoa; Chordata; Actinopteri; Clupeiformes; Clupeidae. Gene Ontology annotation, biological process: regulation of transcription by RNA polymerase II. The record is from RefSeq and is a predicted model, not a curated record. Bases 213 to 2213 code for a protein of 666 amino acids. Gene Ontology annotation, cellular component: nucleus. The transcript is spliced from 17 exons. Gene Ontology annotation, molecular function: DNA-binding transcription repressor activity, RNA polymerase II-specific; RNA polymerase II cis-regulatory region sequence-specific DNA binding.
CUCCCACCCCUGGCAUCCUCCUGCUGGUUGUAAGCUUGCUUGUCGCUGGUUGAUUCACUUGCUAUCUACUAGUGAAGCUUGCGGCGGUGCUUGGACUCAGUAGAAUGGCUCAAAUCGACUGAUGUCUCAAAGUUUCGCUCACAACUCAGUGUGUGCUCGUCACAUUCUGCCGCUUCAUUCAAACUUUCUCUAGACUGGGUGUGUGAGACGACAUGCAGGAGUCGAAGGCGGAGCAGGCGUCCAGUGGCAACGCAGCGUCUGAGGCCGGCAGAGCCGAGGAGCAGCCCACGGCUGGAUCGCCAUCCAAUCAGGGAGCAGAGGCCAGCCUACCGCACACACAGCUGGCUCUUCAAGUUGCACAACAGUUCCAGCAACAGCAAGAACAACAACAACAACAACAACAACAGCAGCAGCAGCAGCAACAACAACAACAACAGCAGCCGCAGCAGCCAAGGAGUGGAGGGAAGUCCCCUAGGGCCCCUGAGGCAGAGGCAGACACACAGGUCCCGGCAGCACUGGCCCUAAUGAGUCCACAGCUGGUCACGGUGCAGCAGAUGCAGCAGUUGCUUCAGCAGCAGGUCCUGAACCCCCAACAGCUGCAGGCCCUGCUCCAACAGCAACAAGCCCUGAUGCUGCAGCAGUCCCAGCUGCAGGAGUUCUACAAGAAGCAGCAGGAGGAUCUUCAUCUCCAGCUGCUGCAGCAGCAGAAGGCAGAAGCAGGCAAGCACAGCCAAGAGCAGCAGUUGAUGGUGCAGCAGUUGGCGUUCCAGCAGCAGCUCUUGCAGGCUCAGCAGCAGCAGCUCGUAGCCCUGCAGAGACACGGCCCGUCACCUCUGGACCUGCAGCACCUGUGGAAGGAGUCCCAGAUGGCAGUGUCGGCGGACGGCAGGCGUGAGGACCGAAGCGAUGCGUCGCCCACGGCCACCAAACCCCUGCAGGCCGGCCCGCACCACCACUCGGCCACCAACGGCCACCAUGCCCCUCGCCUCGCCAGGAAGGACGGGAGCUCCCAGGAGAGCCAGUCCCAGGCCAGCCAUCCCCUGUAUAGCCACGGCGUGUGCAAAUGGCCGGGCUGCGAGGCCGUGUUUGGAGACUUCCAGGCCUUCCUCAAGCAUCUGAAUAAUGAGCAUGCCCUGGAUGACAAGAGCACGGCGCAGUGUCGUGUCCAGAUGCAGGUGGUCCAGCAGCUAGAGCUCCAGCUGGCCAAAGACAAAGAUCGGCUGCAGGCCAUGAUGGCUCACCUCCGUGUCAAGUCCUCUGAGGCCAAGCCAGCACCUCAGCCUGUCAACCUGGUGUCCAGUAUGACGCUCUCCAAGGCGACAGUUCCCAAGACACCCAUCUCCAUGAGUCUGUCGCAGUCGGCCAUGGCCCCCUCCACGCCACGCACGUCCCUGCCCCAGUCCCCCACCGUCAUCAUCCCAGCCGGCCUGCACAGCACUGGACCCUCCCGCCGACGCCUCUCCGACAAGUACGGGGCCUCCAUGAACCAAGACAUCGUCCAAAACAAGGAGUUCUACUCCAGCGCAGAAGUCAGACCUCCGUUUACGUACGCCUCCUUAAUACGGCAGGCUAUUUUUGAGUCUCCAGACAGACAGCUGACACUAAACGAGAUCUACAACUGGUUCACGCGAACGUUUGCCUAUUUCAGAAAGAACGCAGCAACAUGGAAGAAUGCUGUGCGGCAUAACCUGAGUCUGCACAAAUGCUUUGUGCGUGUGGAGAACGUGAAGGGGGCCGUGUGGACAGUAGAUGAACUCGAGUUCCAGAAGAGGAGACCACAGAAGAUCACAGGGUCUCCCUCCAUUGUGAAGGGCAUCCAGUCCAGCCUUGGCCACAGUCCGGCCUUCUCUGCUCUUCAGGCUGCCAUGGCGGAGAGCUCCCUGCCCCUGUAUGGCUCGGCGUCUCUGGGCAGUGGGGGGCUGCACUCCCUGGCCUCUGCCAUCCGCCACGAGCUCAACGGCUCCCUGGACAAGGACCAGGACAUGGACAGCGACGCCAGCGACUCCAGCACCGACCUCUCCCCCCCGCCCACACUAUACCCUUCCAGAGUGAAGGAGGAGCAGCUGGAGGAGGAGGAGUAUGAGGAGGCGGCCCCUCCCCAUUCCCCGGAGAUGAUGCUGGACGAGUGCAGCCCGGAACUGGAGCACAAGCGCUACUAUGAGCCCUCAGAGAGGAAUGACCUGCCCCGGGCCUCUCCACCUGCCUUCUCCUGAGAGCCCCCCACACACACACACACACACACACACACACACACACACACACACACACACUUCCACAUGGGCCUAAUCACUCAGUCACUCACCCACUGUUGUGCACACACACAGAACACAAACACUCUCUCAUUGACAGCUAAGAUAAUGUACUGAACGGACACACAGAGCGCAUUUGGUGGAACACCACUGAGAACCGCCUCACGGCUAGAGGGACUUUUUGGUUGUGGUUGUUGUUGUUACUGUAUUUAUUUUGAAUGGCGACACAUUGUAGCGCCCUGUGGACCGGACUGACCUCACUGGUACGUCAAGGGCUCAUCAGUGCCUGAGCGCAGAAAGGGCCAACAAAGGGCCAACUCCGUGACCGCUCCCUCCCAAGACCUCCCCCACCACACGGCACAUAGGUCCCACUGCUCUCCUCCACCCACUGCCACUGACUGCCACUGACUUGUCUCGCGUGAUGCCUUGUAUGUUUGAAUUUGUGUGUGUGUGAGUACAUGUUAUUUUUUAUGGUAAUGGUUUCAUAAUUUACAUUUAGCUCCAGUCAGGGUGAAAGGUGUGUGUGUGUGUGUGUGGGUGUGUGUGGGUGUGUGUGUGAGUAAGAGUGUGUGUGUGAUAGACAAAGGGUCAUAAACUUAGUGAAUGUCUCGAUCAUCUGAUUUACCUCCAUUUUAUUUUGUUUUUAAUUUGACAAAAAAAGUUGAAUUUGAACCAAAGUGGAACAUGUCUGACUAGCACUUGAUGAAUGUUGUUUGUUUUUAGUUCCUUUUGUUCUUCAUCUUUCUCUCGGCCCGAGUGUUUGUUGAAGGGCAGGAGUAGCAUACUGUGUUUUGUAGGUAGUUUUCAUUCUAAGACACAAUGCCUUCCAUUGCAUUAUUUUAAAGGAAUGUCUGUAUAUUCCUCUGACUCAUGGUAGUAGAUAGUACAAACUUAAUUAGGAGAGGAUAAAUCUGCAUUUAUGUAAAAAAAAAGAAAGUCUAGUUUUUAAGGUUCUCUUUUGAAUUUGUAACUGUCCAUGGAGUUAACCAAAGACUAUGAAAAUAUGAAAAUAAGGACACAUAUUCCUUGUUUACAUCAGAUUGGCCAGGUGAGAACGUGAUCGUCAGCAGCUACCAAUGAAUUUGUAAAAAAAUAGAUAUUGGCAAGUGUGAAUCGUUAAAUGCCAAAUAUGGGUCAGUGUCAAUCACAUGUUUGAUCCAGCAGUCCUGUGGGAGUUUUAACCCUCGUCUCCGCUGACUAGCGAGGUCAUGAAAAGCCUGAGGCUCUUAACACUUGAUUUGUUGUUUUUUAUUCCCUUUUAUAUAAUGCAAAUAUACUUGUUCUUGUAUUUGUACAAAGGGCACUAUCCUUUAAUAAUAAAAGCCAAAUAAAAAUAAAUAAAAAACA